AUGCUCCACCCCUCCUCACCCACGCCCGUAAUGGGCCCAACUAGACAGCUCCUACCCUCCUCCCCCAACGCCCGGCGUCAGCUCAACUCGGCCUCGAGCCGCAUGGACCAUGUUACCAAGGGUGUAGCCGCCUGGCGUCGGCAACCUAAAGCCGGCGAGAGUGGUGGUAGCGGUUCUCUAGGUAUGGGCAUGCAGGGUACCCCGGGAAGACGUGCACGCUCCUCCCGCGCCAGUAACACGACGAGCAUCGGUCCGCAGAGUACACCCAAGACCAAGUCACAGGACCUUCCUUCCUCGUCCUCUGUCGACGACAUUCUCGAUCCCGAUGACACCGUCUCCCCUACCGCACUUCCCAAUGUCGACUUUGGUAGCCUCGACACCAUCCACUCCGCCUCCCACUCACUCUCGUGGUCCAACCGGCGGCAGCGCAUCGAUACACUGGGUAGUUCCAGCAAUGAAACGUCGUCUGAGUCGCGCACAAUCAACCUUAUCGUUCCGCUCAACGAUGUCUCGCCGAAGCACUCAGAGAGCUCGAGAAGUGACUGCACAGUCACCGUGUACUAUGACGCUACCAUCCCACUUCGUGACUCGUCGCUGCAGUCUCCUCCCGCGCUGGCAACCCUGCCGGGCGGAACCACUGCGCGCAAUGUAACACCAAGCAAGAGCUCUGACAAGAGUCCGAGUCUUAACUCAUCCACUCACGUAGACGACUUCUCGAUCCCUCUCAAAGACGGUACCCCUAGCAGUGGUACGGCGCGGCCGCGCUCCAAGGCAUCCAGCAAGAUUGCAAGCCGCCAGGUGACGCCCUACCGCCUCCGUCUCCGCAGCAGCUCCAAAUCACCCACCAAGCCGGACGACCCACUGCGUAGCAGUCCCAGCCGUGUCACCAUCCGUAUCCCAGCCAGAACUGUUGCCCCAAUCACCCCGCCGCCUCGUAUGCGCGCACCCACGCCGCCAAGUUAUCAUUCCUCGAUGGGCGUUGCUCGUUCCGCGAUGAGGCCGCCAAUCUUCAGCCCUCCGGCAUCUCCCUCCCCGAGCAAGAGAGAGCACCCGGUCACCAUCAAGAUGCCAGAGCAGUUUAGUGAAGAGCUCGGCGUUGACGACCUGGAUCCCGACUACGCGCAGUGGCUUGAUUUCAACGACUCGAUGGAUGGCGAUAUCGAUCCAUUUGGCUUUUUUGCGACUUGGUCUCUCGUCAGUGGUUGUCAACCCGAGCCAUUCCGGCCUUCGUCUGAACCCAGCACCCCACGCUUCCUGACUCGAGCUCGUUCUUCCAGCCCUCUUCUGUUCUCGCCGACGCCGAGUGUUGACGUUCAAGUCGCCGAGGAGACGCCGGAACUGAUACCCCUUCCUUCUCUGCGGACCAAGAGGGCGCAGGGACGUGGUUUGCUGAGCAAGAAAGCACGCAAGAGCAAGACCAAGCGAAUUGAAAAGUCUGAAAAUGACAGUAGCGAAGGAGAAGUUGAGGGUGGUCGUCGCGAAUACAUGUCUGUUGAGCCUGCGCUGAGCAAAGAUGCCCUGAACGCCCGCCAGGAGCGUAUCAAGCACUACGAGGACCUCGCGUCCAAUUAUGACCUGCACGUAGAGUAUGUUUGGGGAUGA
Messenger RNA from Apiotrichum porosum, 1602 nucleotides. RefSeq lists its product as uncharacterized. NCBI's taxonomy places the organism in Eukaryota, Fungi, Basidiomycota, Tremellomycetes, Trichosporonales, Trichosporonaceae. Bases 1 to 1602 code for a protein of 533 amino acids. The record is from RefSeq and is a predicted model, not a curated record. The transcript has 4 exons.